Trichobilharzia regenti is the source of this 4374-nucleotide messenger RNA. NCBI's taxonomy places the organism in Eukaryota, Metazoa, Platyhelminthes, Trematoda, Strigeidida, Schistosomatidae. The record is from the annotation of a GenBank genome assembly.
GACAAAAAGGAGAGUCGUGUCCUAUAAAAAUAUGAAACUUUCUUGGAACAGUGUCUUAUGCAACAUCUAGUCCAUUAUUUUGUUAAAACUGAGGUUGACACUUUUACUGCACUAAAUGAGUUGACCUUGUGUGAUACGCCAUUAUUUUUGGAUUCUUAGGUUGCGCUGCUAAGAAUGGGGAAACAUAAGUUUAAGACACGUUGUUAUUUGGAUAUCAGAAUAGAUUCACAACCAGUGGGUCGUAUCGUGUUAGAGUUAUUUAGUGAUAUAUGUCCAAAGGCUGCUGAAAACUUUAAGAAGUUAUGUCAAGGAGUCUGUGGUUUGGGUUUAAAGACGGGAAAACCACUGACAUACCAGGGGAGUAUAUUCCAUCGAGUUAUCAAGGGAUUUAUGAUACAAGGAGGUGACUUCAGUAAUAGGGAUGGGACUGGCGGUGAAUCGAUAUAUGGAGGCACUUUUGCAGAUGAGUGCCUAACGACGGAACAUGACCGCCCUUUUCUGCUGUCGAUGGCAAACAGAGGUCCCAACACUAAUGGGUCUCAGUUUUUCAUCACCACUGCUCCUGCACCACAUUUGAAUGGGAAACAUGUAGUAUUCGGUCAUGUAAUAUCUGGAGAGGAUGUUGUUAGGAAAAUUGAGGCCGUCCCAAUCGCAGACACCAAAGCUCAUCGUCCAGUCAAGUCGAUUGUAAUUGACACUUGCGGAGAGCUUAUACCAGUUAAAAAAGGGAAGAUCUCAAGUGGGGAGAAGAAAAAGAAAGCGAAAAAGGAAAAAAAGAAAAAGAAGCGAAAAGUCAGUGAGGAGGAAGAUUCAUCAGAAAGUGAGAGCAACAUGGGUAAUGGAUGCAGUGUUCGAAAAGAAGAGAUUCCAGAAGUGCCACCACCAAAGUUUCUUUACCGUGGUAACUAUGAAGAGGAUCAGCUGGAGUUACAGAAAAAGAUGGAAGUCAGCCCAAGUAUUUCAGCUCGUCUCAGCAAUUGCUCGACCGAGUCCAGGCAGGGUGCGGGGAGCAAUCGUGAAAGUGUUAGAAGUCGAUAUCAGGAGGACCGCUCAGGUCGAGUGGUCAAGGGACGCGGUCGAAUUUGUUACCAAAGUCCGAAUUCCCGUUCAGGAAGUCCUGAACGUAGUACUACUCCACCACAUUGGCGCCAAGCAAGCUCUCACACUCAAAAGUUAGACCAAGAUGAUUGGAAACAAUGGAAUGAACGGCGAAACCAGGAACAAAUGAAUAAUUUACAAAGAAUGUCGUCUCAUUCAUCCCGUGGGAGCCGCCAUGAUCCACCAUCUCCCUCCGUAGCUGCCAGUCGUAACCGCAACCCAAGCACCUCACCAUCUUUUGUAACCAACUUUGGUGUUUCUAAUAAUAUAAGAGACGCUGAUUCUCCGAAGAAAGAAUUUUCAACAAGUCAAAGGGAUGGUCGCAAAUCGCGUUCUCCUAGUCAGUCACCACCAAAGAAUCAUCAGAUUUUAGUAGAUGACUCCAAGAUAGUGGAAAACGGUUCCUCUCCAACACAGAAUCACGUAUCACCAACUUCUGCCGUACAAAAAAGGAUAAAUACCGAGUACGUGGGUAAAUCUGAGGAUUCGCAUCACAGGCGCUAUCCUAGAUCACCCGAAGACAUGCGUCCGACACCAUUGUCUGAAGAUUUAUUUGGUAAAGAUGAAUGCACAGAUCAGCGUAUUUCGGGAAUAGGCGACGAAAGUAUGGUAGAUAUCGAUGAAGAUAAGCCUAAAACUCUUGCAACCAAUACUCAUGAACAGUCUUCAAAACUCUCUAAAUUUUCAGAGUAUUCGAGCGUUAAGUCUGAUUCACCGAAGAGACAAUUAGGGGAUUCACCGAAAGCCUUAUCUCGCAGUCAGUCUCCUUUAAAGUUUUCCGGGUCAUCAAAUUUGAAAUCUCCACAACAAGCUGUUGUUUCCCCAACUAACUCAUCCACUUCCAGUCAACAACAGAAAUAUCGAUCAAAGUCUCCUGUCCUUCAAAUGCUUUCGCCCAAACAUGCUACUAUAGAGAAUCAAGCUCCUACGGAGCAGAACGCCGCUUCACCUCCUACUUAUUCAUCUCCUCUAUCCGUUAUUGGUUCCGAAAACCGACUGCCAUCUCCACCUGAUCAAAAUGCGCAACAAACCUCUCUUGGUAUUCCUCAUAAACAUCAAGCUUCUCCAGAACUUCCUUCUAGAAUACCAUCACCUCAGCCAAUUAGUUAUAAUGAACCCGAGGACAUACCAUUUCCAAGUGAGUCUGCCCCACCUAUACAAGAAAAAGCCAAGUCUCCAGAGAUACCUAGCAAACCGCUCAUAUCACAAACAGAUGAACAGCCAAAGGCCGCUCACAUCUCUCGAUCAGCUUCACGAAGUUCGUCGUCAUCAGAAUCUGGAUCAGCUUCAUCUUGUGAAUCUGACAGUUCUAGGUCACGUUCACGUUCCCGGUCCCGAUCUCAAUCUGAAACAAGUCCGAAAUCCCAUCGUAGACAAGCUCCACGAAGUCCUCCAGCUCAUCUUGUGGAGAAAUGGAAAAUGCGCCGUGAAAUGCUGAACCAAAAACGUCGUGUUGUACCACCAUCCGUAGCAGCGUACGCACCUUCUGGAUCAUCAGAAGACCGUUUAAGACGUAAUGCAUCUGGAAGAAGUAUCCAUGCUCAUUCCCGCUCACCAUCACGUUCCAUCACCAGCCGUCGGAGAAGUAGAUCUUCGAGUUCUCGUUCCAAAUCAGGCUCAUAUUCCCAUCGUCGUACUAAAUCAAAUAUAAGACGUGGUUCUCCUGAAACAGAAAGUGCUCGCAAACGAAGAAGAAGUACCAGUCGUGAUAGGAAAACAUCACGCUCAAAAUCUCGUAGUCGUUCACCCGCUAAGGGGGGUUACGGGUUGAAGCAUCGAGGUACCUCACCCAGCAAACCUAUUAUAGUGAUAACGAAGAAAAGUCAUACUACACAAAAGCCACCGAAAAUUGUCGCUGAGGACCCACCUGUUGAGGUAAGUUCACUCUUUAAACUUAUUGAGAAAUGUUUGUCUUUUUGUGUUUAAAAUUGUUUGAAGAUAAGCAUAUUAAUGGGGCAUAAUAGUCAAAUGGGAUUUCGGUGUAAAAGAAUAUGGAUUAUUGAUACUGUGAAAUUGCGAAAAGUAGUCGGUAGAGAGCUAUUCAACACAGUUGAUAUUCGACUUUACUUAACUAAAGUUUCAUGGUGAAUUUUUUCUUUAUUUCAGUGGUUAGUUUAUUGAGAUCAGUGCAAUAGAAAGAAACAGUAGGAUCGGUGAAGCAUUCAUUGUCUUCUAUCUUCAAGAUUAAGAUAUUCCUGUAUCAAGCAAGUGGGAGAAAUCUCCUCAUAUUGCAGAAGAAAGUACAAACCAGCCUUCAGUACCUCAGUGGAGUAGCAAACCGUGGCAGACUGACAGUAAACCGGAACUUGAAGAAUCUGUUAAUAAGAACGGAAAGAUUCUGCCUGGGAAAAUUCAAUUGGCAAAUAAUAGCACCGUUUUACAAAGACUUCGAGGUGCACAACAAGAGUCUACUACUAAUAACGAGACACAACCAAACAAAGAUGACUCUUCUGUUAUCGGUAGUGAUACAAAAACCAAUAAACUAGAAAACUCAACAGCUGCUUCGUCUGAAACCACAUCAGUGUCAAAUGUACCGACUAUGAUCAAACCUCAAGUUCCACCUCUUCCUAAAAAUCAGGUUAAAAAACCAACUGCAAUCAGAGGACGAUCUCAUUCAUCUAGUUCUAGUUCAGCCUCUUCUUCUUCCUCUUCUGGAUCUUCAUCGAGGAGCUCAAGCAGACCUAAGCGUUCUCGCCAAAGAUCUCGAUCAAUAAGCAAUUCUGCUCGUAAAGUUCAGCGAAGUGAUUUUUCAGACUCAAGAAGUAGAGGGAGAGGUCGAUAUUCCCCAGUCAGUCGUUCAUACUACACGAGAUCACGUUCACGCUCAUUCUCUACACGAGCUUCUACAAAUUGGGGUACGCGUACAAGCUAUCCAAGCCGAAAUCGUUCUUGGUCUAGGUCACGUUCUCGAUCAUUUUCAAGAGACUCUCGGUCGCGCAGUUCAAGCACACGUCGACACAAGCGUCGCCACAGAAGAACACGUCGCGGUAGAAAUUCCAGUCGCAGUUGGUCAUCCUCCAGAAGCUCAAGCAGAUCUACAAGGCGACGUUAACUGUAAUAUUACUAACUUAUGCAACAACUGAACUAUCCAGUCACUUGUUUUGAAAUGUAUUUAUUUCACAUUGUAAUUUUGUUUUCUCACUUUAUAAACAUCAAAAAGGCGAAUGUUUCAAGUUAAUUAUAUUGAUGAAUAGCGGUUGUUAUGAUCCGAUACAUGUGAAUAGAUAAAUCGAUAAAGUGAUGGAAUGUUAUAAUAAAUAAAGUAUGUUUUUGAGG